Molecule: messenger RNA, 1466 nt
Organism: Cicer arietinum (chickpea)
Lineage: Eukaryota; Viridiplantae; Streptophyta; Magnoliopsida; Fabales; Fabaceae
Source: RefSeq, a predicted model, not a curated record
UUUGAUGGAAUUUUUGUGUGUAAAAUUACCAUUUCUGUUUGGAACGAGAUGAAUUGACAUCCCUUUGAGCAGCAGUUGAGUGAGUGAGUAGUGAAGACGAAGAUGACAAUGAAAAUGGAAGAACAAGAUCUGAAAUUAGUUCCACCAACAGCAACACUUCAAAUUGAUAAAGACCUCACUCUCCUCCCACGCAUCAAACUCAACCUCACCGUACACCCUUCUACACCUUCAUCACUCACCACUCCUAUCGACGAAUGGAAAAUGAAACUAUCCAUACUCGAUUUCCUCCAUACCUCUCUCUCCAUUUCCCUCCCCGAACAAAACCUCCUAUUCAAACGCUUCAACAAAGACCUCAAAAAACGCAAACGCGAAGACCCCGUCGUGUGCGGCACGCUCCAUAUAUGGGACUUAUCUUUUCUAACCGACCUAAACGACGUCGCCGAAUGGAGAAACCGUUUAGUUGACAAGAUGAACGGCAUUGAGUUGAAUCUUCAAGGUGUUAGGUUUACGCUAUCUGUUGCUGUUCCUCAUUCUGAUCAUUUUGAAUCUAUGAAGAAAAAUUGGGAAGAGUUUUAUGCUUUUCAGAAUCUUAAUCGGAGUUUUAGGCGCGAACCUGAUACGAUUGUGAUUUCUAAUGUGCCUUCGCGAUGGUUCGCUGAACCUAGAGUUUCUUCUAAACCUUCUAUGCUUGUUACUCAUACUAUCUUUUCCAAGUUUGGCAAGAUAAGGAAUCUUAAUGUUGCCGAGGACGAUUAUUCAGGUAAGGAUGCAAAUGAAGACAGUGGAGACCUAGUUUCGGGGCUUUACUGCAAGAUUGUGGUUCAGUUUGAGAAAUAUCAAGACUUCCAUGAUGCAUUGAGAGUUCUCUGUGGUCGCUCUUUGCAAAAGCAAGGAUCAAGGUUAAAGGCUGAUUAUGAGGUUACUUGGGACAAAGAUGGAUUUUUUCGUAAUCCAAGGAAUCAAACUCAAGAGAAAAAUAGCAUGAUAUCCACAAAUUCAGCUGAUCAUUACAGAAGUGAAGCUCCACGACGCCAAGUCUACAACUCUCGCCACAGUCCAGAUAAAGUGCGCCCGAGGAGAUUCAAGGAAUAAGGACUCAACACUUUGUUGUAUUUUGGAUACAAACUUGGCAACAUUGCUGUUAUGGACUGAACUCAAAUUUAGACUCGUAGAGUGUUCACUGACUUGGGCCUUCAGGAAUCUACUCAAGCUUGUGAGAUGUGAUAGUGGGAUUAUCUUCAGAGAUCAGCUGUAAUAACAUUUUAUAAUCUCAUUUUUUUUCAAAUUAUGAAGAGCCUUAGCUCACAAGUUAAAGUUGCUGCCAUGUGACUAAGAUCACAAAUGUAAGGUAAAACUGUAUACACACAUACAUGCAUAGUUGGUGGAAACUUUAUAACUCUAUGUUGUCCAUUAAUGUUCCAUGUUUAAGACUUGAGUCAUUAAAAGGCUGAUAUUUUGCUGAUCGA